AGUCACUUCCUUUGUUUCAGUUGUCAAGAAAACUGCAUAGAAAAUUGUCUGCUUGCAACAAUGGGGUACAGGCAGCUUAUUGUUUUUGGCUUUGUGUUUGCAUGUGUCAGCCUUAGUGAUGCUCGAUUUGUCGGUAUGAGAGUGCCAACCUACUGGGGGGUCGAGGUGCAGAAGCCUGCAGAGGUGGAAGCCGAGCCAGCAGCAGUACCUGAGAGAGGCCACUCCAGGGAGUCUGCUCAGAAAGCUGCCAGGCUUCAGGCAAAGCAGAUCCAAGCAGCAACUGAACCACUCUCCUGGAAGUUUCCCGAAGAUCCAGUGGAUACAGUGAUCAAGACUCCUGUCAAGUUUGAACUGCGGCAGCCGGCAACGACCAACCGUGUUGCUGUGAGGUGUGGGGAAAGUAGGAUCCAGGUUGAAGUGAACCAGGACCUGUUGGGCCUUGGCAAGCUGAUAAAGCCAGAGGAAAUUACACUUGGUGGUUGUUCAACCACUGAGAUCGACAGCUUGACUCAUGUGAUGAUCUUUGAAAGUGAACUACACCGCUGUGGCAGCACACUUGUGUUGACAGAGAGUGCUUUCAUUUAUGCCUUCACACUGGUCUACAAUCCCAAAGUGUCUGGCAGAAGUCCCAUCAUAAGGAGCCAGAGUGUGGUCAUUGGAGUGGAGUGCCACUACCCAAGUUUGAUUUUCAGGAAGCGCAUUGUGAGCAACAGUCCUCUAUAUCCUGCCUGGAUGCCCUACAAAGAUACCAAGGUGGCUGAGGAGAGGCUGUUUUUCUCUCUGCGUCUCAUGACUGAUGAUUGGAAGUUUGAGCGAUCCUUCAGCAAGUACAGCCACAGAGAUGUCAUCAACAUGCAGGCAUCAGUUAUGCAGCACUAUCACACCCCACUCAGAGUGUUGGUAGACAGCUGUGUGGCUACCAUGAGGCCAGACUCCGCUUCUGAACCAAGACGUGCUUUCGUACGAAACCAUGGGUGUCUGGGGGAUCGACAUAGUCCCAGGUCCAUGUUCAUGCCCCAGUCUCAACCUGAUAAGCUCCAGUUUCAGGUGGAGGCCCUCAGUUUUCAGCUGUUGAAGACGAUAUAUAUCACUUGCCAACUGAAGGCCAUCCCAACUUCAUCCUUGGUUACCAUUGAGCACAAAUUAUGCUACUUCGACAAGAGUAGGUGGAGGGCAGUCGGUGGUAAGGACGACUUCUGUGCUUGCUGUGAAUCAAGUUGCGGAAUGAGGAAGGUCCGACAUCUGGAUGGGGAUGCAGAGGAGCAGUGGCGAGCUGAAGUGACCCUGGGUCCCAUUGUUAUUGAUUAAGAGCUUUUACAUUUUUUUGUGAAACAAUAAAGGUGUUUUUUUUAAAACAA
Molecule: messenger RNA, 1358 nt
Organism: Scatophagus argus
Lineage: Eukaryota; Metazoa; Chordata; Actinopteri; Scatophagidae
Product: zona pellucida sperm-binding protein 3-like
Exons: 8
Coding region: 61-1308 (415 amino acids)
Biological process (GO): positive regulation of acrosome reaction; binding of sperm to zona pellucida; egg coat formation
Cellular component (GO): extracellular matrix
Molecular function (GO): acrosin binding
Source: RefSeq, a predicted model, not a curated record